Tarenaya hassleriana is the source of this 1686-nucleotide messenger RNA. RefSeq names its product transcription factor TCP14-like. Gene Ontology annotation, molecular function: DNA-binding transcription factor activity; sequence-specific DNA binding. Bases 194 to 1327 code for a protein of 377 amino acids. NCBI's taxonomy places the organism in Eukaryota, Viridiplantae, Streptophyta, Magnoliopsida, Brassicales, Cleomaceae. The transcript has a single exon. The record is from RefSeq and is a predicted model, not a curated record. Gene Ontology annotation, cellular component: nucleus.
UUCCCAUUCUGUGUCUCUCUCUCCGUUGCAUCAAUCAAUUCCUAAGUUUUUAUUGCAAGAAACAAGAAACCAAAGACACAAGAGUGCAAUAGGACGACCCUCACACAGAUCAGCAAAGCUAAACCCUAAUUCAUAUGUACACAUAUUUACAUAAAUUGCCACUCUGCAACACAAACCAUAGAGAGAGUGAGAGAUGAUGGACGGUGGAAAUGGUCACCGGCCAACUUUCCCCUUCCAACUACUCGGAAAACGAGACUCCGACGACAAACCCUCCUCUACCGCCGCCUCCUCCAUCUUCUCAUUCGAACAACAACAUCAACAGCCACCUCAAACGCAAACGCAGACGCAGACGCAAACGCAACCACAAGAGUCAGCCACGGCUGCCGGUAAGAAACCGCCGCCGAAGCGGACGUCGACAAAGGACCGACACACGAAGGUUGACGGUCGAGGUAGGAGGAUCCGAAUGCCAGCCCUAUGCGCGGCUAGGGUUUUCCAGCUUACUCGAGAGCUCGGCCACAAAUCCGACGGAGAAACCAUAGAGUGGCUUCUCCAGCAGGCGGAGCCCGCCGUCAUCGCUGCCACCGGGACCGGAACUAUUCCGGCGAACUUCACCUCCUUGAAUAUCUCUCUCCGUUCCUCCGGCUCCUCCAUUUCCCUCCCCUCCCGUUUCCACUCCGCCGCCGCCGCAGCUUACGUUAACCCUAAUAUUCCCUUCUCCUCCACUUCUGCUUUGUUGCAACAACAACAACGCGGGUAUAAUAUCCAUGGAAGAACCACGUCGAGUGCUUCUCUCUUCCCUGGUCUCGACACGUUCGUGCCCACAACGACGUCGUUUUUGGACUUCCACAACCCCACGAGUAGCCAUCUCUUGAGCUAUCCAUCAGGCAUACAAGCGAAACAAGAAGGUGCUUCAAGUUUGGAAGACGAAUCGGAAGAGAAGAAGCGGAGGGUCGAAACAACGACGGAUUUGCAUCAGCAUCAUCAUCAAAGCUAUGCUUUGCAAUCUAGCAACAGUGGGCCCACCACGGCUCAGAUCCCCGGAAACUUCUGGAUGGUCGCUGCCGCAAGUAACCACCACGCCGGCGCUGGAGUCUUGGUAUCCGGCGGCAGUGGAGGAGGAGAUCCCAUAUGGGCGUUUCCUUCUGUUAACUCCGCCUCCUCAUCCACCACCCUGUCGAGCGGCUUACACCUCAUGAACUUUGCCGCCGUAGCUCCUCCGCAGAUGGCUGUACUUUCCGGCGAACAUAUAUCCUCCAUGAUUAAUACGAUCAACGAAGAUAACGGCGGAGGAGAUGGUGAGAGUGAUCAUCAUAUCAAAGGCAUAUGAGUGUUCUCUCUGGCCUCAAUCCAUACGGACGACAUGUCUCGGGCGAGUCUCCGGUGAGUGGAUCACACGGCGGAGUAGGCAGAGAAGAGCAGAAUGAUGGUACGAGGAUAGCUUGAUAACUCAGGCGGCGACGGCGGUGCAAGUGUGUGCAGUGAUUUCGCCGUUAAUUUUUGUGUGUAGUAAUUUUUUUUCCCUUGGGCAAAAUAACGUGAGUUUUUUUUUACUCGAUUUAUUUCCGUCGCUUCUUUAGUUUUUUUUUUAUUAAAAAAAAACUUAAUUCCGCUAUUUUUGGGGAUGUGAGUGAUUAUAUAAUUUCCAUCAGGUUUUUCUGAUUUUGAGGAGAAUGAACCCUUUUGUUA